Messenger RNA from Pecten maximus, 4220 nucleotides. Its product is annotated as bone morphogenetic protein 2-like. Gene Ontology annotation, biological process: BMP signaling pathway; SMAD protein signal transduction. The coding region runs from base 54 to 926 and encodes 290 amino acids. Gene Ontology annotation, molecular function: cytokine activity; growth factor activity. NCBI's taxonomy places the organism in Eukaryota, Metazoa, Mollusca, Bivalvia, Pectinida, Pectinidae. The transcript has 3 exons. Gene Ontology annotation, cellular component: extracellular region. The record is from RefSeq and is a predicted model, not a curated record.
UAUCGGCACCCUUCAAUUAUCUGCGCCGCCCGUUAACGCAGUAUGAACUGGAUAUGUUUGAAGUCAUGAGAAACCAGGAUACUGAUCUUUCAAGAAGAAUAAGGGAUGAAAACUUCAGUCAUAAAUCUGCACGUGAAGCUAUUCAUUUUCUGAAUCCACAGUUCGGAAACUUCGGAAGACGUUUGUACUUCAAUCUCUCCUCCAUUCCUACCAAUGUCAAUAUUACCCGUGCAGAGAUGGUCUUUUCUUCCCCCAAUUCAGACACAGAAAUAAACGGGAUAACAAUACAGGAUAGUGACCCCGCGGCAGUGUUACAUGGUAGUUCCACAAGUUCCGGCUACAAGAUUGAUGUAAGUGAUGUACUUGAUACCGAAAUUUCCAGUGCUCAUUCAAAUUUGGUCGUAAACGUACAGCUCCAGCAGCCAACCGACGUCCGCUUCCGGUCUCGUGAUCGGCGGGUCCAACGUCUCCGGCCAAUGCUUGCAGUAUUUGAAAACAUUGAUACAGAACCCUUCAUGAGAACAAACAGCCAUGCACGUGAUCGUAGAUCCAGUGAAACUGAUGGGGAAAAAAUGCCAGGCACAUCAACAGAAUCCGACCGUUGCCACCUCCAGCCCUGGAUUCUUGAAUUCAGUAAGAUUGGUUUACAAAGUGUCAUAUUUCCGACUUCUUACGAAGCAAACAUCUGCGUUGGGAGUUGUGACGUAUCGGUUUCGGAACCCUCCAUGCAUUCAACAAAUUAUGCAUACAUGAAGAAUUUGUACCGUAAGGUGAUAGAUUACACAAUGACAAAUUCAGUACCGACGACAUGCUGUACCCCAAUGACAUACCAACCUAUCAGCGUCAUCUAUCUGGACAAAUCGAGCGAUUCUCUUGUCGUGGAACGAGUUGAAAAUAUGAAGGUUUCCUCAUGUGGCUGUCCAUGACAAAACGCUUUACACAUUGUACCAGUUUAACACUUGAAUAUGCACCAUAUGUGUAAGAUAUAUCCAUCGAGCAUUCAAUUGUAUAGGUCAACGUUUGCAUCACAAAAAUAAUAUCGGUACCGAGUUACCUACGUGUGGGUAAAAAAAUGCUCUUAUCUCUAGUUUUUUAUAGGAAAGUGGCGAGUCCGAGCAAUUAAUUUAUUUCCUAUACAGACUCACGCAUGGAUGAAAUACCUUAAAUUCUGGCUUGGCAGUGACGAUUUAAUUUGUUGAGAUAUUACAUAACACUGUAUAGCUUUUUAAGCUAACGAACAUUUACAUGUCUUUAUGUUUGCAAGCAUGAAUAUAUCGGUAAACAUGUCUUACAUUACCUAUAAGUAAUACGCAGUAGACAGGAAUGCGGUAAGAACUUGACCUCAAUUAGUUAACACUUGAUUAAUACAUAUCAAAACACUUUAAGCACCGAACUGCUUGGCAAGUGCCAACUCGACAAUGGCAAAUUCAACAUGAAUCGCGCGCAUAAAAAGAUAGUGCGUAAGAUAAUAGAAAACCACACAAGAUUAUUCAACGUUAUAUAUUAUGAAAAUACAAAAAAAUAAACUGUCCGUCUAGUUUUUCAAAAAGAAAACGUGUACCUAAUGAUUGUUUCCGCAACUGAGCUGUGCUUCACGUGGCACAUUAUUGAUACCCGCGGGCGCAGUCUAUGAGAUGGUAAUGUUGUUGGUAAUGUUAUAUGUGACAAUGUCAUAAAGUGAUAAAUAUUAUUGCAUAUGCUAAGAAUGACGACCGUGUUUGAUGUUGCUUUCAUGUUGAUAAGGCUGUGUACUGACUUAAUACCAUAACAGUUUAUUAUAACAUUGUCAAAAAGAAAGUCACUUUUUCACAACAAGAAGAUGUCGUUAUCGAAUUGUUUUGGAUGAUAUUUUGCAAUAGAAAUGGUCUACAUGUAUAUAUAUGCAUUUGAAAAAAACAUUCAUACGAUUGGUCUUCCUCGGAUAUAAUAUUUUAAAUGAAAUUUGGAUUUCUUCGCAGUUGGUGUAAAAAAAAAAAAAAAAAAAAAACUUAUAUUAUCUUUUUCAUUUUUAUUUAUUUAUUUACAAGUAGCAUUUUGAGCUUCUAGACUGAUGUUUGCUCUGGUAUAAAUACAGAAUCUUAAAAACGUUUUAUAAAUCCUUGCCCGAUCUAGUCAUUUUCGGUCUCUACAAUGUUUUGAACGAUGGAAUGUAAAGAGUGUGUAUGUUAUUGAAUUGUAAACAUUGGAUGCACGAUAAUAUACCAAGAGGAACUUAAAUAUCAAUCCGUUACAAUGAGGCACUUUUUAAAAGUUCUAAGUCGUCCAGUCUAGUUGUAUCAGUUAGUCUCACUUAACUUCUGAGUACACGAGGCAUAAUACAACGUAAAGCACAUCCAAGGUAAAGGAAAUGUAUAAAGAAAUAUGUUACCAUUCGAAAGCUACAUAAAAAUAUGCGACAUGAAAGAAAAUGCGCGCAAACUUUACAUACAGACAGAAAAUGUUGGUUCAGUUACUUCAGAACUUGAAGGAAAUUAAUUGGAGAAAAUAAACAUUCUUCGACGAUCGGGGUGAGAAUCCUGAAUACCGAAACCUCGGGUUAUAGGCAAUCAAGAAACCAACACUCGAGUUGAGAUUUUCUUUGUUACGCCUUCAUGUUAGGGAAAGUAUAUAUUAGUCCACAUCACGCAGGAGUGGGAAUCUGCCCUGCAAAACUUACUGUGAAGUAACUAAACAUUACCUAUGGUGUAAAGAAGAAUAGGAAUCCUGUUUUGUCGUAUUACCAAGAAUGAGCAAGUUUUACAGUCCAUAAUAAUGUUCUUUCAUGGUAAAGAUUUGAAGGGUGAACUAAAGAUCGACUACCUUAGCUGGCAAGGUUUGCAGUGAAAUCUUGUUUCCUUAAAAGUGAUUUGUUUUCAUUAAAAAACAUAACUUUUAAACUACGUAUGACACAAUUAUCUUUAGUUGACGAUCUUCGAUUAAUGACUAAUGAUUUAGUCUUCUUUGGUGUCGUUCAUUAACAAUAUUUGCUUUGCUUGUUCACUACGUAUCUGAAAAAAGUAAAGAUAUUUAACUUCAAUUAUAUACAUCAUAUAUUUGCGUCAUAUUGAUGUUUUGUUUUUUCAUACAUAUUAUUAUGGAUCUAAUUUACUUUACUUGAUGUUGUGUAUUAACUGUCUCGUGUAAUGGUACAUCAUUUCUACAUUGCUUGGAUUACGUGUUUUAACCAGUUCUGAUGUAGAUAAGACUAUUACGUAUAAAAACAGCAGACAACAGAAAUAGUUGAAACUGUAAAAGGGAAUUGUCUUUAUCUAAAUGUUUUGGAUGAUUUGUUUUCCAAUAGAAGUAGUCAAUAUAUACAUGCGUUUGAAAAAUAUACAAUUUAUACAACUGGGUUUUUUCGGAUAUCAUAUUUCAUAAGGUAUCUGAGUUUCUUGUGGAUUUGCUUGGGAAAAAAACUUUUAUAUUCUCGUUUUUUUGGGUUUUUUUUUUUGUUUUUUUUUGUUUUUGUUUUUGUUUUUGUUUUUUUUUUUCUACAAUAAGCAUUUGAGUUUUUAAUCUGAUGUUUGCUCUGGUAUAAAUCAUGCAUCUUAAAAACGUUUUAUCAACCCUUGCCGAAUCUUGUCAUUUUCGGUCUCUUUUAUCUUUUAAACGAUGGCAUUUUGAGGGUAUAUACGUUAUUCAAAUGCGAUCAUUGAAAGCACGAUACCAUGCCAGGAAGUACUUCAAUAUCUUUCCAUUACAAUAAGGCACUUUUUAAAAUGUUAUGAUAGUAUAUUUAGUCCCCAUAUAUCAUUUAUAACAAUCUAUAUUUGUACAGAUAUAGAGCAAAAUAUGUUUUCACUUUGUACAGUAGAAUACGUCUUGAACAUCUUUUUUUUAUCUACGUAAUGAAAUUAACCACGAAAAAUGUUUGCAAUGUUUGUUCCAUCCGUCACUAAAUAACAUUAUGGCAGCGGUGCUAGCUGUAUGAGGAACCAACACUUGGAUAAAGAAAAACAAAUCAUAUAACAUAUUGCUUUAAUUUGCAUUUUAAUAUAUUUUUGUUCUAAGCUUAUUAUACCAAAACCGCAUGAACGUUGAAUAAAUAUCAAUUUCAGGAAAUAUAUUUUAGUUUUGUGUAUGCCAAUUGUAUUGUCCUGACUUUUCGAUAUUUCCCAAGUAUGGCCAGAACGAAACCGCUGGAGGAUGUGGUUCAGCGUACUGUUUAUAUUACUAAUUCAUAUUUAAAGGCGUCUUUCACUUCAACAGUCAUGUCAUUCUUAAUAAUGACGCCUUCAUUU